AUGUAUUUCACUCCUGCUAUUGUUUCCGCCCUGAGUCUUGCCUCUCUCUGUACAGAAGCUGUAGUCGAGAAGCGCAAAUCGUGGCUCUUUAGCUGUGGUUGCGACUCUCAAUCUGACGCGAAUGUCAACCCUAUGAAUGCUGUUAAGGUCGUACACACGGGACCCCUCUCCUCCGUAUCUGUUAUGUACCAGUCUGGAAACUGCGGACUGGCUAUCGGAAAUCUACAGAACAUCAAUGGCCCUGGAGGCGUUGGUGGUGGAGUCAGUGGAACGACGAUUAGCGGAGCAGACUUCAAAGAUCUUAUGACGUUGAUGCUUGGUUGUCACGACAGCGCAAAAGGUCUGGUUAAUGUAUGUCCGUCCGUUGGGGCUGGUAACGCUAUGAUGAUGAAGGCUGAGGGUAUUAUACUCCUGAGUUCCAGCCGCCGAAAGAUUCACCGAGAAUGGCGCCUGGUCUAUUUCGCAUAA
Penicillium diatomitis is the source of this 468-nucleotide messenger RNA. RefSeq lists its product as uncharacterized. Bases 1 to 468 code for a protein of 155 amino acids. The transcript is spliced from 2 exons. The record is from RefSeq and is a predicted model, not a curated record. Lineage: Eukaryota; Fungi; Ascomycota; Eurotiomycetes; Eurotiales; Aspergillaceae.